Molecule: messenger RNA, 2130 nt
Organism: Nyctereutes procyonoides (raccoon dog)
Lineage: Eukaryota; Metazoa; Chordata; Mammalia; Carnivora; Canidae
Gene: SUSD3
Product: sushi domain containing 3
Exons: 5
Coding region: 185-859 (224 amino acids)
Cellular component (GO): plasma membrane
Source: RefSeq, a predicted model, not a curated record
GGGCCUGCAGGAGCAGCUGGUCCUGGUCACACCCCGCUCAGGCUCACUGAGGCUGCCAUUCACGGGAGAAGGAGCUACUGGUGGCAGCUCCUUCUCCCGUGAGUAACUGAGGCAAGGAGUAAGUUGUCAGCACAGCAGAGGACUCAACCGCGGGAAGCAGCCCAGGUGAGGAACAUGCACGCACAUGCAGCCACCCCCGCAGGGCACCCUCCAGGUUGUCCGUGGCAACGGCACCUCUGUGGGGACUGUGAUCGUGUUCCACUGCCCCUCAGGCCACCAGAUGGUCGGGUCUGGCCUCCUCACCUGCGCCUGGAAGGGAAACAUCGCCGAGUGGUCUUCAGUGACCCCCGUGUGCAAAUCCGUGCCGCCCUACGAGACCUUCGGCUUCAAGGUGGCCGUGAUCGCCUCCAUUGUCAGCUGCGCCAUCAUCCUGCUCAUGUCCAUGGCCUUCCUCACCUGCUGCCUCCUGCGGUGCAUGAAGAGGAAUGAGUCGCCACCUGACAGGGCAACCCAGCUGUGGCUCCAGCUGAGGGCCGGGGACCUGGAGACAGUGCCCGCUGCCUACCUCGACCUCAGGGGUCUGAACAGCGGCGGCGGCAGCGGCGGUGGCGGGGAGCCCAGGGGCUGGCCUGGCCAGGCGCACGACAACUACAGUUUUACCACAGACCUGGGUGAGGGCACCCAAGAGCUGGCUGGCACGGCCCAUGGCGUGGACAAGGACCCCUGGACCUCUGGUUGUCCUGCCGGCUGCCCCUGGGCCCAGGCGAUGGUACACACAGCAGACCUGGGGCGCACACCGCCGGCCUCCUGGGCCCCAGCGGGAACGUCCCGACAGCACAUGGCCUAUGUCCCGGGGUGACUGGGGCAGAGUCCAGAGCCUGCCUGCCAUGCGGGGGGACCCGCCAACCCCACUGCCCAGCCACCCACCUCGACCUGCGUGUCCAGCUUGAGAUUGGUCAGCCUCCAGGUUUUGGGAGCCCUCGGGGAGCCGAGCUAGGGGCUCCGGCGGGGUGUCCUGUGCAGGGGAGCCCAGCUGGGCAGCUUCCAUAGAGGUACCCCCAGGUGAGCCCUAUGACCUGACUCCUUUGAAGACACUGAGGGUGUUUUGCGCCAGGAGCAGGGAAUGCUGGCACAGCUCUGUGGGAUGCCUUGUCUCUGUGCCUGGCCUGUGAACAGGGACCCAGCUGGGUGCCGCCUCUGCUCUCGGCCAAGUAGUCACGAGGGGACGGGGGUGUGAAAUAAACAGUUCUGAUCCUGGAAAAGGGAAGGUAAGACUCACUGUCUGAACUUUCAAUCUCUGUAACAAAACAUCAAGCAGGUUGACUCGAGGUGCAGAAGAGCUGCUGUCAUUCCUGCUCCAGGCACUGGGCUUGUGGCACCUCCACUGGGCAGUGGGUCAGCCAAUGGCUGGCUGGGCCACGAGGAGGCCAGCGGCUCAGGCAUCCGGCUGCUGCAGCUGUGGGCACAGACCUCGCCGGCAGUGGCCACGUCAGGUGCCCUGGGUCUCCCUGCACCCUGGUGGCCCGAGUCCAUGACGAGAGUCCUGAGGGCAAGCCUCCCCUUUCGGGGGCCUGGGACAUCAUUCCAGGCUGUGGCUGCUGCAUUCUACCUGAGGCAGAGGGCAGCUGGACUCCACACUGGGGAUCAGAGGACCGGGCAGGACCCCCAGCCCGCAGCCCCCAACUUGUUGGCAGUGUAGUGAGCAGCUUUCCAUGUCUUGCCCCAGCCCUGUCCCCGAGGUAAUGGACGUACAGUCCCAUUGUGUCCACACCCACCACGCAUAGCCCUAGAUGGUGCACCUGCUGGCAUGCAUCUUGUCUGCUCCAUCCAAGAUGACCUCCAUGACGGCUUGGCCAUGCCUCUGCCAGGCUCCUGGUGAGCCUUGGUCCCGCCCUCUGUGUCUCCCUCACCAGUAGUGCUGUGGAGCUUACGUCUGUCCUGGGCCAGUUAAGAUCCAACUCUAGUCUCCUGCACUUUGGGUAGGACCUGUGUGGCCAUUGGGAAAAGACCCUAGUUUGUCCUAUGACCUUCCCUGCAUCCUACCUAGAGCUCCUACAGCCACGCUGGGGCCAUGAGGAGUUCCGCAGAUGGUCCUAAGGAGUCCGUGCUGCCUCUGAAGCCAUGUUUGUC